Messenger RNA from Quercus lobata, 1583 nucleotides. RefSeq names its product ovate family protein 2 (gene OFP2). Gene Ontology annotation, biological process: negative regulation of DNA-templated transcription. Gene Ontology annotation, molecular function: DNA binding. NCBI's taxonomy places the organism in Eukaryota, Viridiplantae, Streptophyta, Magnoliopsida, Fagales, Fagaceae. Bases 106 to 1236 code for a protein of 376 amino acids. The record is from RefSeq and is a predicted model, not a curated record. The transcript has a single exon.
UCCUAUAAUACUCAAAUACUCAAGGUAUCAAAGACAGAACGCAAAGCAGCUCUGAGAGAAGGCUGGCUGUCCCAGUGACAGAGAAAGAGAGGAGUGCUAUCUUUGAUGGGUAAUCACAGGUUUAGAUUGUCGGAUAUUAUGCCAAAUGCCUGGUUUUAUAAGCUCAAAGACAUGAGCAAAACCAGGAAGCAUAACUCCCGUGACCCCAUUAAGAAAAAACCACCCUCAACAACCACCACAACAUCACCAAGAUCCUACCUUUCUCAGCCGAGACACUCCUACUACUCCACUAGGUCCGACAAAUCCUACAAUUCGACCAAAAAUUGCUUAAAAGCAUCAGAAACUCAUUUCCAUAAUCCACCUAGAAAAUCAUCCAAGAGAAGAACCGACAGAAAAUCUAUUUACAAACCGUCUCCUAGACUUGUCACCUCCUCUGUCUCAGCCAAAAGUUGUAGCUAUCAGGCCACGCUUGACUUUACUUGCAAUAAGCCGAAUCCAAUACAGUCACCAACUUAUUGUGUCUCUCCCAAUGAUACAUUCACUGACUCUGACAGCCAUGAAUCUGUUCUUCCAUCCGAUUCAGAGUCUGAAAACUUUGCAGCUCCUGCUUCAUGUGAGUUAGCUUCAUGGUCGAGCCCUUGUGAUUGUAGACUCAGUUCUUCAACUGCUGAUAUUAUCAUCGACAUGAAUAAUGAAUCCUUUACGAGGGAAGCGAAAAAGCUAGAUAGAAUCGAUACAAUUUUGGAGCUAGACCUUCCUCCAAUUUUGACAAAGCCAGUGAAAUCUGAUGAUAACACCACUGAAGCCACUAAGUUCAGAAGUUCAUCAUCCAAGUCUUCUGUCAAAAUUGUCGAGGAGGAAAGCAUUAAGACUCAGAAGGAGCAUAAAGCCAGACCUCUUCUUCGAAGGUCCUCUUCUAAUUCUACAGGUAUAAGACUCAGAGCCAAUUCUCCAAGACUUGCGAGCAGGAAGAUUCAGUCCUUUGCCAGAAGAAGCUUGUCCUCAAAGAAUAAAAACCUUCCAGGGAGUUUUGCUGUUGUUAAGUCCUCCUUUGAUCCAGAGAGGGACUUCAGGGAUUCAAUGGUAGAGAUGAUUGUGGAAAACAACAUCCGGGCAUCGAAGGAUUUGGAAGAACUACUUGCUUGUUACCUUUCACUGAAUUCGAAUGAGUACCAUGAUCUCAUUGUCAAGGCGUUUGAGCAAAUCUGGUUUGAUAUGGCUGACCUCCGAUUGUAAGGAUAUGGGAUCAUGAUAUGCAUAUAAUCUUGUCGGUGUCACUACAUUCGAGCACCCUUUCUCGGUCUCUCUUCUUUGCAUUCCUCUGCUCCCAAGUUAAAUAUCCAUAGAUAAGCUAGAUUUUCAAUCUUUGCAGUUUAACUACGCGGUAGGGUGAUCAAUUACAAUUUGCUAUUAAAGAAUAACCAUUAAUUUCUCAGUGUCUUUUUGGCUUCUUUGAAUUUAUCAAUAAUCCCCAGCUUAUAAUCAACUCUAGCUAGUAGCCAUAAAAAAGUUCUAUUUGUUCCGUGUUUUUCCUAGAUUUCCAUCCAUUGGAUUCAAUCAUAAUUGAAUGUACCUCUUUAAGU